AGCCACACCUGGGGAGAGAGUGAAUGAUCGAGUGCGCUCGGGCUAGUCCGCGUUUUGCCUGAGCAUGGGCCCCUGCCAGCUCGUGGACAUGAUGCAACAUCGUCUUUUGAGGCAAACCACAUUACAUUCCGAGUCAAAUCGACGCCAGCGACGGUAACACGCAAUGACUCUGGCUGCCGUUGCAACGUCCCCAUGAUGGCGCAUACUCGUACACAGGCUCUAAAAUAAGAGAAGGGCGCGCGCCCAACUUGCUGCUCUCGUCCGAGACAACGGCGGAAGCACAACAUGAGGCUCAUCAUCCGCGAAGAUCGCCAAGCGGCGUCGCAAUACGUCGCCGAUUAUGUCGUCGGGCGCAUCAAAGCCUUUGCCCCGACGCCCGACCGCCCGUUUGUCCUGGGCCUGCCCACCGGCUCCAGCCCGGAGAUUGUCUAUCGCCUGCUGGUGCAAAAGUACAAGAGCGGCGACGUCUCGUUCCGCAAUGUCCUCACCUUCAAUAUGGACGAAUACGUGUCCCUCCCGCAAUCCCACCCCCAAUCCUACCACACGUACAUGUACAAGCACCUCUUCUCGCACGUCGACAUCCCGCCCCGCAACAUCCACAUCCUGAACGGCAACGCGCCGGACCUGUCCGCCGAAUGCGCCGCCUACGAGCGCGCCAUCGUCGCCGUCGGAGGCAUCGAGCUCUUCCUCGCGGGCGUCGGCACGAAUGGCCACAUAGCGUUCAACGAGGCCGGCACCGGCUUGAGCAGUCGCACGCGAGAGGUCGUGCUUGCGCCUGAGACGCGGGCCGCUAAUGCCCGGUUCUUUGCCGCGACCGCAGGGAGCACCGUAGGGAACACCCUCGCGUCCACAAACAGCGGUCUCGCGACCGGAGGCACCUCCGCCGCCGCAGUCCCCACACGCGCCCUAACAGUGGGCACAUCGACGAUCCUCGGCGCGCGCGAAGUCGUCGCGCUAGCGACAGGGGCGCACAAAGCGCGGGCGGUGCGGCACGGGCUCGAAGGCGGCGUCAGCCAGGCGUGGCCGCUGUCGGGGCUGCAGCUGCACGCACGCGCCGUCGUUGUCGUCGACGAGGCGGCGACGGCCGAGUUGCGGGUGCGUAGUGUGUGGUUUGCUAGGGAGUGCGAGCGCGAGCUGGGGGAGGGUGCGGGUGUGGGCGCCGCGCCGCUUACCGUCGCCCCUCCUACCCCCCGCAUCGGCGGCGCGGGCUUCGACGUCCUGACGCCCCCGCCCUCGGCCGUGGAGGCCAAGCCGACGAAGGAGGUGCCCCCGACGAAGGAGGCGCCCCUCUCCCUAACCAUCCCCCUCUCCAUCCCACUCCCCUCACCGCACCCCUCACGCACGCCCACGCCCGAGCCGACAUUCGAGCGCAUGGGCGCGCGCAUCGUCUCGUCUGUCGACGCGGACGCAGACGCGGCCAUGGACGACGAUAGGGCCGACGCGCCGGUUUUGCGGAUGGGGGCUAGGGGGGUGGGCGAUUAGGUGUGGUGUGAGUUGGGUUGUGGGUAGGUCUGGUUGUUGAUUGUUGACUGUUGAUUGAUUGGUAUACGCCUCGCUUACGCUGCUGCUGCUUAUUUUGUAUUCACUUCGUUAGCUCUAGGGUAGGAGUAGGUACGCUCGUUUACACAUUGACUUACAAGUACGCUGGGUUUUAGCGGCGGUGUUUGUUUGUGUGCUUGCGUAUGUUGGUAAUUGGCGUAACUGCAUAAUACCGCACUAUACAGCACGCACCAUACUACACAGAGAUUGCACCCUCCCUCAGUGCAGAAAGCAGCGUACUGUAUUACAUAGCAGGACACGCGCUUAUUUGAUACUUAAUACUUGAUGCUUGAGCUGCUCGCUCGUUAUGCUAGGUGGUUGGGUAGGUAGGCAGUUACUAAUAUAAGAGUAAGAGUAGGGUAUAGAAGUGGUUAAGC
Molecule: messenger RNA, 1916 nt
Organism: Aplosporella prunicola CBS 121167
Lineage: Eukaryota; Fungi; Ascomycota; Dothideomycetes; Botryosphaeriales; Aplosporellaceae
Exons: 4
Coding region: 286-1482 (398 amino acids)
Biological process (GO): N-acetylglucosamine catabolic process; carbohydrate metabolic process; D-glucosamine catabolic process
Cellular component (GO): cytoplasm
Molecular function (GO): identical protein binding; glucosamine-6-phosphate deaminase activity
Source: RefSeq, a predicted model, not a curated record